AUGAUUCAUGAGUCGUCUUUAGUAAUGUCGUUAGUGGAAGAGCAAGAAAGUAUUACCUUACACCCGAAACCAGGGUUUGUGAUUAAAACCAAAAUCUUAGAGUCCAAAGACUUGUCGCGAACAUUAACCAAAGUGUUUAUCAAUGUAUGCCAUUCUCCUGAUGUACCCAAACCAGAUGUCGAUUUCGAACCGGAAAUUGUAUUCCCAUUAAUCAUUGACAACGAAUGGGAAAUACCCAUUAUCCUAUCGAAGGAAAAAAAGUCUAAAGAUAAAAAGGGGUUCCCGUCAUUUGUGUAUGAUUGUUGCAUAAACUCCGAGUGCUUCCAAUGGUGUCAAAUCAGCACCGACUUAAAGUCUAUCCUUAUUGAAUGGUGUAUUGAAUCGGUCGAAUUGGUAUACUCGCUCACAUUAGAACGGGAAUACUCAAUGCCUAAAAUGCUAGCCAAGGGCGAACUAUCCAAUACAGUAGUCACCAAGAAAGAACUUUUGGGGUCUGGGCUAAAAGAUAGACUUAAGGAACUACAACAAAACGAAACCUUGGGGUUGAUUAAAGAAAUGGAACUGGAGGAAGAGGAAGAGUUGCCCGAUUUGAUGAAUAUAAACAAAACCCCCGCUAAGCCAUUAAUAGAGGAAAUCAACUACCAACUCAAACCAAGCCCAAAACUGAAACCACCAAAACCAGUUAAGGAGCUAACUUACACGGUUCUGUUCAAAAAUGUAGCUGAUCCAAACUUCAACCUAGCAGUGAUUGUUACUUACGAUGAAGAAAUUGACAAUAACUUCUCAAUCACCUACUCUUCGGAAUCUUCUUCCCUACUCGUCAAAUCCAGCGGCUUGAAAUUCGCUUCUGGAAAUAGUUUGGAAAUUCCAGUAUCCCCUGACAUAAUUGUCACCAACACAAAAUGCUUUGCAGUUCAUAAUACUAUGUACAUUUUUAUAUGA
This is a messenger RNA of Candida albicans SC5314, 942 nucleotides long. RefSeq lists its product as uncharacterized. NCBI's taxonomy places the organism in Eukaryota, Fungi, Ascomycota, Pichiomycetes, Serinales, Debaryomycetaceae. Gene Ontology annotation, cellular component: R2TP complex; cytoplasm; ribonucleoprotein complex. Bases 1 to 942 code for a protein of 313 amino acids. Gene Ontology annotation, biological process: box C/D snoRNP assembly; rRNA processing. The record is from RefSeq and is a predicted model, not a curated record. The transcript has a single exon.